This is a messenger RNA of Diaporthe citri, 2889 nucleotides long. RefSeq lists its product as uncharacterized. NCBI's taxonomy places the organism in Eukaryota, Fungi, Ascomycota, Sordariomycetes, Diaporthales, Diaporthaceae. The transcript has 6 exons. Gene Ontology annotation, cellular component: nucleus. Gene Ontology annotation, molecular function: RNA polymerase II cis-regulatory region sequence-specific DNA binding; DNA-binding transcription factor activity, RNA polymerase II-specific. The record is from RefSeq and is a predicted model, not a curated record. Bases 1 to 2889 code for a protein of 962 amino acids. Gene Ontology annotation, biological process: regulation of DNA-templated transcription.
AUGAAUGAUCCUUACCAUCACAGAAAGCACUAUCUUGGCGCCAGGCCUGAGUCUGGCCAAUAUCAAAGCCAGCAUUUAGCCCAGUGUGCAACCCAGCAGCCACCGCAGCAAUCACUCGAGAAUCCAAUCCAUCAAUCAUUCGAGGAUCUAGAAGAGCACCCAGACGAGAGCUCAGACGAGGACCCAGACGAAGACCCAGACGAAGACCCAAUUGAGUAUUCAGACGGAGACACAGGUGAGGAUGUGGAGGAGGACAUAGAGGAAGACAUAGACGAGGGCUCGGACGAGGGCUCAGAUGAUUAUCAAGUGGAUGAUCGAAACGAGCAAUCAUUCGAGGACCCAGAUCUAUAUCUCUACCGAGCUUCCGAUGCUCAACGAGCCCGUGGUGGCUACCAGACAGUGGGAACAGCACCAGUCACCCGGGCCUUCAGGAGUCUAGGUUUCACGUCCUUGGACGCCCAGCCCGGCCCCAGCCAGCCAGGUGCCACUUCUCACGCGGCAGGUACUUGGGCCCGUGACCUUGGGCUUCCAGCGCUCCCUGAUCCUAUGCCGAAUCCAUUUGGGUCGGCUGAGCAAGAAAUCGGGUAUGAACUGUCCGCCCCAGAGUCAAAUUUGGGCAUGAGCCAAGAGUGGGAUGUGCGGACGGCGCUUGCCUACGGCGGCCACAUCGACGAGAUAGCCGAGCGGGCGGAACGCCCCGUCCCAUUGGUCCAAGACUUUAUUCUGUCGAAGAAUCUGGUGUGGACACCUGAACAAGACGCCGAGCUAAGAGCAGUGGUGGACCAGGGCGGUACGAUGUCUGUCAUCCAGGAACGUCUUGGUAGUCUUCCAGGAGGCCCAAUGAGAUUGGAUGAUGAGAUCAAUGCUCGUGUCUGGUGGCUGGGGAGUGGGGACCGGUCUGCUCAGCGAGCUGGGCUGGCCGGCGACCCUCAGAACGACCCCCGACAGUUUCCUGUGGAUUGCCGGCCCGGCGAGCCUCUGCCACAACAGGCCGACCAAGAGUCUGCCGCUGAGACCACGCCAGCUCCCGGAGGAAUCAUACAUUGGAAUCAAGACGAGACCAGGAAACUUCGGGAGUGGGUAGCCCAACAUGAAGAGAGCUUAGGCGGCAUGUGGGAAAACGUGGAAAAUGAGUUCCCCGGUCGGACCAGGGCUGCGUGUAGAAAAAAGUGGACUUCCUUGAACAAAGACAGCCUUGAAUCAGACAGCCGUCACUAUGCGCGAGAUUUGCCAUCAACGGACAUCACCUUCCUCAAGAAUGAAAAUGCCAAGGGUGUCCCAGUCGAGAGGCUUAUUGCGGACCGCUAUUCUGGCUACCGUGGAGGGGGCGUAAUGAGGAUGCUACGCUCGAAAGGGUGGUCAAAAUGGACACGAGAAGAAGACGAGCAGGUGCGUGGACUGCAACGAGGGGAGGGUGAUGAGUGGGCUCAGAUCAGCAACAGCCCUGCCGGUAAAUCGCGAAGCAGACAAGAGGUAAUCAACCGUUAUGAAUUCCUCACAGGCGGUCGACGCAACAAAAAGACGCGGAAGGGACCUUUCCGCUGGACCGACACAAUCAACAAGGAAUUGGAGCUAAAACUAGCUCAAGGCAUGACUUACGCAAGUGUGGCCAAUGAGGGAUUUUACGACUUGGACAGGGGCAGCGUCAGAUCGCAUGCCCUUCGCAUACGCGUCAACUGGACAGACGAAGAUGACGCUAAGCUGAGGGAUAUGAACUUGGAACCUGAUGCCAAUUUUGACUGGGACUCUGUCGGCCGACUGUACGACCCAGAGCGCGGAGGGGAAGCGGUAAAGGUUCGAUGGGAGGUCCUACACGGACGUGCCACUGCCCAGGUUGCCAGGUUGCCAGAUGCCGGCAAGUUCAACGAUGACGACAAUUACAACAUCUGCAUCGCGAUCGCUGCGGGCGAUACGUGCUCCGCUAUCAAAGACAAUUGGUUCCUGGAUCGAGAGGACGUCACUGCUGAUGAUUUGGAAGCCCAAGCAUAUGCUAUACACGCAAUCUGGGAAAGGGAUGACGACGACCGGCUGCGUGAGUCUGAGGUUCAUCCAGAUGCGUCUGAUGAAGACCUGAGCAGGCUUAAAGACCAGAGUUUCGCGGGUCCCAGCUCUUCGUCAGCACAGCAAUGCGGCGGCCCUCAAAUGCCGCCUCAGAUGUUCCUUGGCAACGAGGCGGGCGACGCGGAGCAAAGUGAUAGCGAGGCUGACGUUCAGGUGCCAGGUAACAGUGAAUGGGACGACCAGCGACAAGCCGGCCGCGUGUUGAACGACCAGGAGCAAGCUGUCGGCGGUGCCUGCCGCCGGCGGCGUGUGCACACCUCCAACCGUCACCUAGAACCUCGCGAAAUGGAAGACAUCAAAAUCAAAUCUGCCGACGGUUACACGAUGUCCCAAAUAUCCGAAAAGUUUUAUCCUGACUGCAGCCCGGGGUAUAUAAGAGGUCGGCUCAGGGAGAAGUGGGGACAAUGGACGCGAGAGCAAGACCAAAAGUUGCUUGAAUUACACCCGGUGGAGGGUGACAACUGGGCUGCAAUUAGCAGCAAGCUUCCUGGCGCGCCGAGAAACGCAGAGGAGGUUCAGACUCGUUUCAGCCGCCUCAAAAAGGACGAAGACGUCCGGACGCAGCAUAAGCAAUCGCGUGGACGCCAUCAAUACACCGACGAGGACGAUGAUGAUAUGAGGCGCCGACUAGCUCAAGGCACGAGUUGUGGAGAAUUAGUCGGGGUGAAGAGGUUCCGAAACUUGACCAGGCAAAAUCUAGCAAAGCACGCCAAGCUGAUAGGUGCUGGUUGGAGUAAGGAUGAUGACAAGAAGCUAUGGAAUUACGUCCAGGGAUAUGAGGAUCAUGAUAUGGUGGCGACCAGCAGCAAUUUCACGGGUUGCUUGUGA